This is a messenger RNA of Dreissena polymorpha, 1324 nucleotides long. Its product is annotated as putative exonuclease GOR. The transcript is spliced from 9 exons. Gene Ontology annotation, cellular component: nucleus. Lineage: Eukaryota; Metazoa; Mollusca; Bivalvia; Myida; Dreissenidae. The coding region runs from base 131 to 982 and encodes 283 amino acids. Gene Ontology annotation, molecular function: exonuclease activity; nucleic acid binding. The record is from RefSeq and is a predicted model, not a curated record.
ACUAAGGUAUAUAAAGGUUAGGAACACGUUUAAAAAUUCAUAGCUAGUUGCCGCGACAGCAUGCAAACGUGUUCUAGUUUAACUAAAAUUCGACAACUACUGUUAGGGAUUAUAAAUAUCAAACCGGAAAAUGACAGACAUAUAUACAAAAUGUUUGCGAAAACUGACAUCGGAAUACCAAUUACGAUCUCUGGACUAUCCAAGACCUGAUCCUAGCGGAAAACCGGGCAGAGCGUCCCUGUAUGGCGAUCACUAUGGAUUUACACCGGGAACAUGCAAGAGGUGCUCUCGUACGUUUGAUAUAACAUUUGAAAAACGUUCACAGUGUGAUUUCCACAAGGAACCCUCCAGGAAAAUACGUGGUGUCCAGCAUCCUCAUGCUUGUUGCAAUGGCAAAUAUGGUUCGAAAGGAUGCUACAAUGCACCGAGUCACGUGUACAAAGGUAAUAUGUACCUGGACACCGAAGGGUUUUUAACCACGAAGCCUUUAGCAUCUCCCCCAGCGGAUGGCAAUUACGGUGUUUAUGCUAUGGAUACGGAAUCGAUCCACACAAAGAAGGGUCUCGAGAUUUGCAAGGUGACGGUCGUUGACUCCAAAUGCAACGUGGUGUACGAUGAGUACUGUUUACCGACCACCGACAUUAUUGACUACAAUACCAUCUGGAGUGGCAUUAGAGAGGAACACCUUAAGGCUGUCACCAAGACAACCGAGGAGAUGCGAAACGACCUACUAACUCUCUUCAACGAGGACACCAUACUGGUUGGACACGGCCUUGGGAGCGAUCUCAUGCUCUUGAAGAUUUUUCACAGUAAAGUGAUCGACACCCUGAUUUUGUACCCCCACCACCGAGGCCCUCCACUGAGAAGAUCUUUGAAAGACAUCGCUCAAACCGAGCUGAGAAUGACCAUCCAGAAUGGGGUUGGCCAUGACAGCAAAGAAGAUGCCGAGGUGACGAUGCGCCUGUUGCUCAGAAAACUGUAACCGAUGAUAAUGAUUCACGUUACGCUUUAAGCAACGAUAUUAAGGACAGCGUUAUAAAUGAAUUAGCAGGAAUUUAUAAAAACUCGUUUGCACUGAAAUGUGUGUUUGUAUUGUUCUUAUAGUGUGUCUAUUUUGUUUUAGUUGCUUUUAAUUUCCAAUAUCUCUGUGUUGUCAACUGUGUAUGUACAGUAUUGUUGUUCCUUACAAUAUAUGUCCCAAAUCCUGUAUAAUGAAGCUGAAUACGUGUCGAAUAUUUCAUGCUUUCAGUAACAUAACUCUGUUUUAUGCUUUUGUGCAUUUUUAAUUACGUGUGUUUAUGAGUAAUACAUAUGCUAUACCGUC